GCCUCGACCGCAUCUCCGUUGCAUGAUGCUCAUAAAGAUGUCGUUCACAAGAAUGCUGGAACUCGAAAAAAAUGAAUGCACUCACGGCCUAUCAAUGAAUAGGCACCAGCCUGAUUUAGGAAGGUCGAGCUCAAACGAAGAUAAACACACUCACACGCUGCGAACAGUGAGCAACGACUUAGAUCAGCAUGGCUCGAGCUCGAAGGAGGAUGAACACACUCACACGCUGCGAACAGUGGGCAACGACUUGGAUCAGCAUGGCUCGAGCUCGAAGGAGGAUCGACACACUCACAUCCUGCAAACAGCGGGCAACGACUUGGAUCAGCAUGGCUCGAACUCGAAGGAGGAUCGACACACUCACAGACUGCGAACAGUGGGCAACGACUUGGAUCAGCAUGGCUCGAGCUCGAAGGAGGAUCGACACACUCACAAGCUGCGAACAGUGGGCAACGACUUGGAUCAGCAUGGCUCGAGCUCGAAGGAGGAUCGACACACUCACAUCCUGCAAACAGCGGGCAACGACUUGGAUCAGCAUGGCUCGAGCUCGAAGGAGGAUCGACCACUCACAGACUGCGAACAGUGGGCAACGACUUGGAUCAGCAUGGCUCGAGCUCGAACGAGGAUUAACAGACGUACUGCCUGCAAUGCAACCUUCAAACGCCCAAAAAAAUCUUACCCUAACAUGUGGAAACCAGGCGCCCAAUCGCUCUAUCAUCCGGUCCUGGUACUGAGACGUUAUCUCAGCAGAGUCUAGACAUUC
Suillus bovinus is the source of this 760-nucleotide messenger RNA. RefSeq lists its product as uncharacterized. The transcript is spliced from 4 exons. The record is from RefSeq and is a predicted model, not a curated record. Bases 38 to 754 code for a protein of 238 amino acids. NCBI's taxonomy places the organism in Eukaryota, Fungi, Basidiomycota, Agaricomycetes, Boletales, Suillaceae.